AUGAACAACAAUAACAAUUUCAGUUCGAAUUCUACUCAAUUAUUGUAAUAACUCUACAAAAAGAACCUAUAUCUCAAGUAAUCCUGGUUAGACAACUAAUUCUCUAGGGGAUUAAGGACUGAAGCUUAAAUUAUAUCUGCAUUCAGCAAAGAGCCAAACAUUGCCGAAGCAGUAAACCAAACAAUGCUCAAGAAAUUUGACUUUAAUAAAGAAUUAAAAGUGACUACUUUAAAUGUGUCGAUGAUUGUUCAGAUACAGUAAGCAUUUAAUAUUGGAGUUAGUAAGAGAGAUCAGGAUGAAGAUGUAAACCUCGAAGAAGAUGAUAAGGAUGAAGACAAAUUUGAAAAUAAAUAUUUAGACCCUGGAGCAUUAAAAGAGAAGAAGAAAAUAAACAGAGAUGCCAGUAGAAUGAUGAAAAUUACGUUCACUGAUGGGCUUAAUACUUUUGAUGCCUUCGAAGAAGAGAGACUCAAACAUAUUGAUUGCUUUGGUCAAGGUCAGAAAUUUCUAUUGAAAGCAGGAAUUGAGGUAAGAAGAGGUAUGUGCCUACUUAAAAAUGACAAGAUUUCUUAUUUUGGGGAUAUUCCGAUCAUUCCACCAAACAAGUAAGAAGAAAAAAAGAAUAAUUUCUUCAACUAGCCGAAUUAAAAUUCAAACAGCAACAAUAGAUAUAACAAUGCGAAUAGCAAUUCAUAAAUUAAAAACACAAACUAAGCCAACAACUAAAAUAUUAACAGCAACAAUAUCAAUCCAACUGGUGGCUAAAAUAGAUAAAAUAAUUAAAAUUUUACCAAUAAUACUUAGUUAGGCUACAGUGAAAACAAAUUACAAAACUAAAAUUAAAAUACUUAUCAGAAUAAUAGGCAGUAAACAAAUAAUGCUCCAGCAAAUAAUUGGAAUAUCUCAGACAAAUAAUAAUAGUCUUACAACAAUCAACAAUAUGGCAAAGGCCCUAAUCAAUCCAAUUAAAAGUAACUUAAAGAAGUUUAGACAAGCUACAACUAUGCUGACUUCUAGAGUUUAGGUAGUUUGAAUCAAAGUAGCGGAUUAAAUUCUAGCAAUAACUAAAGGAAUCAAUCUGUUAAUAAUAUAAACAUUCAAUCAGACAGCUUUAAGUUAAGCAGCAACUAUAGUUAUAAUAAUUCUAGCAUGAAUAAAAGCAUAACGAAUUAAUAACCUUAGACAUAUAACGCCCCUCUCUAUGCCAAAACUGCACAAAGAUUGGAGUAGAUGGAUAAUCAGAAAUAAAAGAAUGGUGUCAAUAACAUGCAGUUCCAAGAAAACUCGGAAGAGAUAAAUAUAGAUGAGUUAGAAGACUUGGUGAAUGAAUUAAGCUAUGAAAAUGAUUAAAAGGCUAAUGAAUCAGCUAUAUAUGACUACAACGCCUAUAUUGAUAGUUAGAGAGUGCAAUAGCAUUAGCAAGUAUAGCAAAGAAUUAGCAAUAACAUCGUUCCCUCAAGUAGUAAUAGUAAAAACUAACAGAACAACUAUUAGUAUAAAUAAGCACAACCUCAAUAGUAAACGAAAUAGUAGUAGAAAUUUUAAUAGAUGGAUGAUGACAAUGAUUCAGAAUUUAGUGAGAUUUGCUUUAUUGAUAUCGAUUGA
Molecule: messenger RNA, 1605 nt
Organism: Stylonychia lemnae
Lineage: Eukaryota; Ciliophora; Spirotrichea; Sporadotrichida; Oxytrichidae
Source: the annotation of a GenBank genome assembly